Molecule: messenger RNA, 788 nt
Organism: Polistes canadensis
Lineage: Eukaryota; Metazoa; Arthropoda; Insecta; Hymenoptera; Vespidae
Product: C-Myc-binding protein
Exons: 3
Coding region: 335-616 (93 amino acids)
Biological process (GO): regulation of DNA-templated transcription
Cellular component (GO): nucleus
Molecular function (GO): transcription coactivator activity
Source: RefSeq, a predicted model, not a curated record
UUUUGGUUACGGGAAAAGUGAACUUGCGAGCUUCCAUGUACUUCUGUAUUCUUUGCCAGAUGCUUUCAGGUGUUUUUAAUGUUACUGAUGAAUUUCGACGUGUGGUCAUUGUGGCGUUAUUAAUCUAAUGGAAAUAACAAUUUGAAAAAGCAUAACGUUUUUUUUAUAUAAUGUGUUGUGUAGCUAUUGCCACAGUGAUCGUUGUUACGGUAUGUUUGUUUACAGUUCGAAGCGGUAACUUGAAGGAGAAAUAUUAUAGAGAAAAGAAACUAGAACUUUCUUUGUAAAACUUCGAGCGUUUAAUUAUUAUACCAUUUCGAAUAUAAAAUUAGCGAUGUCUACAUUUAAGUCAAGUGAUUCUAAAAGAGAAGAGUACAGAAAAUAUUUGGAAAGAGCAGGCGUUAUGGAUGCUCUUACUAAAGUACUUGUAUCGCUUUACGAAGAAACAGAAAAACCAAAUGAUGCAUUAGAAUAUAUACGUAAGAAUCUUGGAGACAUAACCGAAAACAAUUUAGAAAUUAAUACGUUAAAAAAAGAAUUAGAUGAUGCUAAAGCAAAAAUUACUGAGUUGCAAGAAAAAUUAGUAAAAUAUGAACAAAAUGAAGCGAACAAUUAAAUCUUAAUUUUCAUAUGACUACUAUUUUAUUAAUAAAAUAAUAAUGGAUAGCAAAGGUUAACUAAGUGCUGACAAAGUAGUACUACUUCUAUCUUUGUAAGCGUAUUCUUAAUAUUUUGAAUGUUUAAAUGUAUAAAAAAAAAAAUAAAAUUCAGGAAAUAAUUCUUUUAAA